Molecule: messenger RNA, 2717 nt
Organism: Aspergillus pseudotamarii
Lineage: Eukaryota; Fungi; Ascomycota; Eurotiomycetes; Eurotiales; Aspergillaceae
Exons: 1
Coding region: 679-2640 (653 amino acids)
Source: RefSeq, a predicted model, not a curated record
CUUCCUCCUUUCCACCUUUCUCAUCCCUUUAUCUCAUCUUUUGUUCCCAUCCGGUGAAACCAAAUCAGUUCAAGGUAUUGAUUGAUCUAUACUUCCUCCUGCUGUAUAUUGAAAUUUCUCUUUAAUUGUUCCUUUUCCCUCUUUCCCUAUUUUUGGGUCUUUAUCCCCCUCCCCUCCCUUUCCCUUCCCUUCCCUUCUUACCCUAUCAAGGAUCUCUUGACUUUUAUCCGUUCGCCUCUCUCUGCCCGAGAAGAAGAACAAGAGUCUCUCUCCCCUUUUCCCUCCUCGUUUCUUUUCGUGUUCCUCCUCUCUCUCCCAUUCUACCAAAACCCUCCAUCGUAUUUUCUUUGUGUUGCGCCAUCACCAUCUCUCGCCAUCCAUUUUCCUUAUCACCUUCAUUUUAUUUCAUAUUUCUAUAUCACAUUUCCCAUCCGAUUCGCAUUUUCCGUGUCUUGAAUUUUCUUUUUUUCUUUUUGUUCGUUUUUAAUUUAUCUAUUUAUAUAUUCAUUUAUUUUUAUCUUUUUUCUUCAUUUCUUUUACAUUGACAAAAGAGGAACAAGAAAAUUAAUUUAUUGACAUCUAGAUUCCCAACCCGGUUCAAGAUUCUCCGACUACGCCGCUUGCUUCAUCCUUGAGACUUCUCCUCUCGAUGCUAUCUCUCUAAAUUUUCUCUACAUCAUGUCCACCGAGCCGGCCAUACGGACGGCUCAGGACGAUCUCGAGUCGCGCACCUCCAUCGACCAAACUCCCCGCGAAACUCGUCCUAGACGGUCGCGUCGCAAGAAGGACGAGGGACAGGACGCUGGGCGAAAGGACACUCCUAAACCUAGCAAGUCAAAGACUAAAGAAAAGGAGAAAGAAAAAGAACCAGAGACGGGGAGGCAGAACGAUAAGGAAUUAGACAAAGAAAAUCAUAAGGAUAAGGAGAGCAGGGAUAAAGGGCAGGAUCCGAAAGAGUCGAAACGCGGCAGUCGUCGCCAGAGGGACAAAUCGUCAUCCACGUCGGUCAAUCCUUCCAAUUCCUCUUCAACUCACGCUCGAAAGAAGCCUAAGUUGGAAGCAACGCCGCCGGAUCAAAGUCCCAGUGUACCGGCGGCUUCUGCAGCUGCAGCAGCUUCCACUCCAGCCACGACUACUGUUACGACCGCUGUUCCUGCUCCUACUCCUAGCGUCGCCCCAGCUGCAACGGCAGCUCCAUCUCCAGCUCCAGUCCAAGUUCCAAGCACCCCCGCUGCUAGCCCUCCGGCGUUGUCAGGCUCAAUUCACCUUCUCCAAUCUCACUUGCACCAGCAACAUCGUUCUCCAUUGCACCCGUCCCCCUCACUGCCGCCCUCAUCUCAUCCCACUCCACCCCCCGCGGCCCUUGGUCAUCCAUCAUCUUACCCGACGAUGGCUCCCGCAGGACCUCCGCGGCCGCAAUCUCAGCCACCACCUCCCCCACCGACUAGAACCAGCGGUCAGAAUUUCGACCCCAUUCGGUCCGCCUUCGAUACAGCUUCCCCGGCCCAAACACCGGGGCCGACAUCGACCUUCAGUCCUCCGGCGCGCCCUCUCUCUCCACGCCCAACAUUCCGCGCUAGCGCUUCACCUGCUAUAGCCAGCAUAAUUGAUCCUCCCACAACUACCUCCCCGUCCGUCUAUACCUCCCGUCCAUAUGCUUCUCCAAACCAUGGUGCAUCCAUCUACUCCCCUUCCCCUGCGGCUACACCAGUCAUCGCUCCCACGCCGCAUCCGCCUCCUCAGCCGAUCUCGCCUUAUGCCCAUCGAUCGCCCUAUCCCCCCCCCUCACAAUUACAGCCAUCGCACGAUUCGCAGUCAUCGGCUCACUCUUCGUCCCAAGGCCCGCCGCAACCCUCACCACCACGUCUAUCAGCAGCACCUGAGCCUCCGGCGCCUACACCGUCUAAUAAUCAUCGCGCGCCUUCACCUGGGCCAACCCCAAUGGACGUAGAUACGGAUCAGCAUGCGGCCCCCAAAGCACCAAAAAAGGAUAGCAAAGCUCCCCCCACAGCGCCUCCAUCAAACGCUGCGUCACCAAAGCCCUCCCGUGCGACCAAGGAGCCACCGCCACCAUUGCCUCAAGGCUCAGGACUGAUCUCCAAUGCCUUGUUUGGUGUGGGCGACGCCGCAUCAACCAGCGAUUCCGAUUCUAGGCGGACGCCCAGUAUUAUAAUACACAUUCCCUUGCAAGGGACCGGCAACAGGAUUGUCAACUUUGCGCGCUUGGCCGAAGAACAAUAUGGCUUUGCCGCUUUACAUCCUCGCCUUGCGGCUCACAAGGAACGGCUCGCCCGUGUAGCCGCAGCGGGUGCUGCACUAGAACGAAAUGAUAAGUCCGGCCGGGGACUCUCAGCCGGGGAGAGUGCUGAUGAAGAUCUCAGUCUCGAAGUUGAGCGUGACAGUGACUUGGAUGGAGACAGUGCGUUGGGCGGUGCAGCAGCUCGCACAAACGAGCCUGAGGCUCCAGAUGGGAAAAAGAAGCGUCGCAAGAAGAAGAUGGAAGAAUAUGACCGGGACGAUCCGUUUGUCGACGAUAGCGAGCUGGCCUGGCAGGAACAGGCCGCGGCCAGCAAGGACGGCUUCUUUGUAUAUAGUGGUCCUCUGGUGCCUGAGGGCGAAAAGGUGCAAGUAGAACGGUGAGUUACCUCUUAUAGUAUAUACGUUCGACCACAACCGCUAACGCUUUGAUUUAGGGCGGAUGGUACAAUAAAACGUGG